AGCGAGUAGCCUUCAGCCGGUGUGAGUGCCUGCUUCGGUGCACAGACACAGGGCUAGUAGAUGAUGAAGAACGAGGCACAUGGGGACGCGGAAGAUUACACAGAGAGUGAUGACGAGGGGGCAGACGGCUACCGCAAAGGUGGAUACCACCCCGUGCACGUGGGCGAGAUUUACAACGGCCGGUACCACGUAUUGGCGAAGCUGGGUUGGGGCCACUUUUCCACCGUGUGGCUUUGUCAGGACCUCUCAGCAACCCGUUAUGUAGCCAUGAAGGUCCAAAAGAGCGCUCCACACUACACCGAAGCAGCCUAUGAUGAGAUCGAACUCCUGGCCGAGGCAGCCAAAAGAAGCAAAGAUGCAGCAUGGGAGGAAACUCAGAAAGGACCUUUGAGGGAGCUCUUUCCAGAUGGGGGAGAAGGCUUCACCGGAGUAGUCCAGCUCAUUGACUACUUCGAACAUUUUGGUGUGAACGGGAAGCAUGUCUGCAUGGUCUUUGAGACGAUGGGUCCGAACGUUUUGGCCCUCAUCAAGAGGUACAAUUUCAAAGGCAUUCCCGUGGAUAUUGUCCGGAAGGUCACCACUCACACCUUAAUUGGCUUGGAUUAUUUGCACCGGGUUUGUGGCAUCAUCCACACGGAUUUGAAGCCAGAGAACGUGUUGGUGGGCUGCCCCCGGGGCGUUCCCGUGAACAAGACGGGCGUGCCAUUGGUGGGCAAUGUGGAUCCCGCCGCGGUGGCUGCGAACUUCAAGAAGGACACAAGCGCCAAAAGCGAGGAAAAGAAGGGCAAGAAGAAGGACAAAAAGUUUGAUGAAGAAGGUUCAGAUGUCGAAGAUGAAGCUGCACCCAGACCUCCACCUAUGCUGGUCCAUGACCCCAUGCAAACAGCUCCUCCUGAGCCUAUAGAGCCUCCCUACAUGAAGCCAUUUUUGAAGCCAAGCCGAUCAGAUCCCACUCUGUUGUCUUCAUAUGGCGAUGACUCCAUUGCAUUGAACCGGCCUUUGUACAACCACGCGGGAAGUCUGAUGAAGGUCCCUCCUCCCGGAGUCCCCGUGCCGGCUCCCAUGCCGCCCAGCUCCUCUUCCGGAGUAGCCAAGCCGGAGAGUAUUGAUGAGAAAUUGAUCGAGGAGGUUUUGGGUUUGGAUUUGUUUGACCAUGACGGUGUCACCUACAAAGUGGCCGACUUGGGCAAUGCUUGCUGGGUGGAAAGGCACUUCUCAGAUGACAUCCAGACGCGACAGUACCGCUCGCCUGAGACCAUCAUUAAUGCAGGAUAUGAUACCUCAGCAGACAUUUGGUCCUUGGCAUGCAUGGUUUUCGAGCUGGCCACGGGUGACUAUCUGUUUGAUCCCAAAGCCUCAGACGAAUAUCCCCGGGACGAGGACCACUUGGCACUUUUCAUUGAGCUUUUGGGGCCAAUGCCCAAGGAUCUCAUCAGUCGUGGAAGGCGGUCGAGCACGUACUUCAACCGCCGCGGGGAACUUCGACACAUCAAGUCCCUGCGCUAUUGGCCGCUCGCCGAGGUGUUGCUACAGAAGUACCACAUGCAUGCGAUCGAGGCAAAGAGUUUGGCGUCAUUCUUGCUGCCAAUGCUGCAGCUAUUGCCGGAAGACAGGAUUUCCGCCAAGGCUGCCUUGGAGCAUCCAUGGUCAUUGGUGAUUCUCGAUGAGUGCCAUCAAGCGACUGGAAGGCACCCCAUGGCUGAAACGAUUCGGAUCGUGAAGAAGUUGGAACAGGAACUUCGGCCACGGAUUUUGGGACUCACUGCUAGUUUCUACGCCGGAAAAUUGAAACGUAAGCGCGAUUCCGAAGAGGGACGCCUGGAACUGGAAUUGUUGCUGGAUGCGAGUCUCUUCUGUCCAGAUGUUCCCAAUGGCAAACAGCAGGAGUUUAAGCACGUCACCUGGUCUGAGGACGUAACCAGUUCCGAGGCGUUUGAGGCUGCCUUUCUGAAAGAAGUGCAGGUUGUACAGCAGCUGGGGCAACAAAGUCUGGAGGUCUAUGUGAAGAGCUGGACUCAGAAAUGUGUCGUGCGACAGUUGAAGCAGCACUGCGAAGAACUUCAGCAGAUUCAACAGCUUCCGGUGGUUGAGGAGCGAUCAAAUGUGGAGAAACUUCUGCAGAAGCUUCCUUUGCUGCAAGAGUUGACGUCCCAAUUCUAUUCCCAUUUCACAACUCGACCUUGCUUGACCCGUGCACCAAAGAUCUCUGCAAAAGUGGAAAAGCUGUCCCACAUCAUUUUGAAGGAGCAAGACGAGGGCGGAACUGGCGGAAGCAAAGGCAUUGUUUUUGUGGAACAGGUGUGCGUGACGGAGCCCCUGGCAGUGGCGCUCAGUAGAUUGGGCGUCACGGCGGAAGCUGUUUAUGGCAUGCUGCCCAAAAAGGACCUGGAUGCCAUUCUAAAGCGCUUCAAAGAUCCCUGGUUGCGCUUGAGGCAGCGAAAUUUCCAGAUCCUGCUAGAAUCCUAUCUCCAUUUUAUCCAGCCAUCUCUUCAACUGUUUACCUUUUCCUUUAUGUCUCUAGCUGGAGAAUGUUGGCACAUAUCAGGAUCUAAUUGCCCAUUGCCCUGA
Molecule: messenger RNA, 2568 nt
Organism: Cladocopium goreaui
Lineage: Eukaryota; Dinophyceae; Suessiales; Symbiodiniaceae
Source: the annotation of a GenBank genome assembly